Cylas formicarius (sweet potato weevil) is the source of this 2487-nucleotide messenger RNA. Its product is annotated as cyclin-dependent kinase 9-like. Gene Ontology annotation, molecular function: cyclin-dependent protein serine/threonine kinase activity; ATP binding. The record is from RefSeq and is a predicted model, not a curated record. Gene Ontology annotation, biological process: protein phosphorylation. Gene Ontology annotation, cellular component: nucleus. Lineage: Eukaryota; Metazoa; Arthropoda; Insecta; Coleoptera; Brentidae. The transcript has a single exon. The coding region runs from base 437 to 1612 and encodes 391 amino acids.
CAUGGUAACAUGACGCCUUAAAUCGCUCGUUUUGUGUUAAUGGCCUACUUAAUUACUCUGUGAUAAGGACACGUUUAUUGUACGAAAUGUGUGAUGGGUUCAUUUCGAUAGUUUGUGAUCUCCCCGGUCCACCGUGCGAUAGUUAGCCCGUGAACUUGGCUCUCGAAGUGAAAUCGUGAAUAUAUUGAUAAUGCAAUGCUACAUAAGUCCACACUUUCGCAGUCUUCGUUUACAUUUUCAGGUCUUCUCCUUUUUUCAUAAUAUUGCGCAACUGGUCCUCAAAACGCUUCCCAUCGCUUUUGCUACUAUUUCGCUCUAAGUUACGUGCGACGUCGACGUUUUUGGAGGUUAUGUUUACGUGCCAAUAAAUUGGCGUACCAGUCAUGAAAACUUGAAUGCGGACAGUGUUUGAAACGCGUUCGCGCAAGACCUCGCGAUGCAAAACAACCACCAUUCGGGGCACCCGCAGCAGGUGGCGAUGAACACGCGCGAGAAAGAAAAGUACAUUGAGACGUUCAACUUUCCCUGUUGCGACGAGGCGUCCAAGUACCAGAAGGUGGCCAAAAUCGGGCAGGGCACUUUCGGCGAGGUGUUCAAGGCGCGGGACAACAGCAACCCGAAAAAGUUCGUCGCUAUGAAGAAGGUGCUAAUGGACAACGAGAAGGAGGGUUUUCCGAUUACCGCGCUCAGGGAGAUCCGUAUCCUGCAGCUGCUCAAGCACGAGAACGUGGUGAACCUGAUCGAAAUAUGUCGGACCAAGGCGUGCUCGAACAACCGCUACCGAUCGACUUUUUACCUGGUGUUUGAUUUUUGCGAACACGACCUGGCCGGACUCUUAUCGAACGUGAACGUGAAGUUUAGUUUGGGCGAGAUCAAAAAGGUGCUUCAGCAGCUGCUGAACGGCCUGUACUACAUUCACCAGAACAAGAUCCUGCACAGGGACAUGAAAGCUGCCAAUGUGUUGAUCACGAAGAAUGGUGUGCUGAAGCUGACAGACUUUGGGCUCGCCCGCGCCUUUAGCACCAAUAAAAAUGGCCAACCCAACAGGUUCACCAAUCGAGUGGUGACUCUGUGGUACCGGCCGCCGGAACUGCUCCUCGGUGAGAGGAAUUACGGCCCGCCCGUCGACUUGUGGGGCGCCGGUUGCAUAAUGGCCGAGAUGUGGACCCGCUCUCCCAUCAUGCAGGGCAACAGCGAGCAGCAACAGCUGACGUUGAUCUCGCAGCUGUGCGGCUCGAUAAACCCCCAAAAUUGGCCCGGGGUCGACGGCCUCGAACUGUAUAAAAAGAUGGAGCUGCCGCAGGAGCAAAAACGCAAGGUCAAGGAGCGGCUCAAGCCCUACAUGAAGGACCCAUACGCUUUGGAUUUGCUGGACAAGCUACUAGUAUUGGACCCGGCCAAGAGGGCCGACUCGGACACCGCCUUGAACCACGACUUUUUCUGGACCGAUCCGAUGCCCUGCGAGCUCGGGAAAAUGCUCGCGAACCACACUCAGAGCAUGUUCGAGUACCUCGCGCCCGCCCGGAGGGGCACCCAGAUAAGGCACCACUCGAUGCCCAGGCCGACGACGUCGGCCGUCCAAGACAGCGGCUACCAGGACCGCGUGUUUUAACGCGGGCGCCACACUCUUUUAUAAUUUUGUAACGUUGAUAUGUAAAUAAAACUUUCUGGCCACUGCGCGCGCGCCAUCUCAUCGACGGAAAACGUUACUGUGAAGCGUGACGGCCUCUGUAGCGGCGCGCUCGCACCCGUUUCGGGAAACUGCUUACCCGCCGCCGCCGGUAGAUAGUGCGCUUUGGUCGCAAUAAAAUUUCGAAGAAAAUGGCAAGGUGCUUUUCAUUUCGAAGGAUUCCGGGGGACGCGCCCGGAUAAGACUCGAGAUUGUCAUUUUGUUUGUUUCUUUUCUGUUAAUAUGUACCGAUAAGCCCUCAAUUUUGCAAAUUUGCAGCUGUCGACUCGAAACUCAGCAUAGAAGUAGAAGGAAUUGAGCCCAAUCAAACACCAUCAAGAUUAUUUUGGGUUACAGAAAAAAUACAUUUUCUCAAAAACUGUUAAUCCUAUCUGCAAAAUUCUUUAACCGGCAGACGCGGAAGAUCCGACACCAUAACUUUUAUUUCAAGCAUAUUUUCGAUUAUAUACAGGGUUUUUCAGUUAUUGGCGCAAAGAUCUAAAAGACCAUGAACAUUGUACUUUAAAUUAUAAAAAUUUGUAAAAAAUAUGGGUAAUUGAUUUAGAUAAUAUUGUAGAGCGAAUCAAGAGCUACAAUUUUUGUAUUUAUCCAAUUCCAAAUAAAAAUCAUGUUAUUUGUUCGAGAAUCAUUAUUAAGAAAUUUUUCUGAAAACCAAAAUUAUAACAAAAACUGCCACCGAGCUGUGCAAAAAUCAAAGUCACAAAGAAAUUUAAAAGUGCAUUUUUCAUGAUAACAUGAUAACUAAUUAAACCUGUCAUGACAUGUCACUUCUUUUUAAAAAUCCACCCCGAUAUGGG